UUCUCGUAUCUCUGUUUGUUUGAAGCUAUGAAGACGAAAAGCCGACAUGAUAACAACAAGUUUGAAUUCCUUGAUGAAGAAGUAAAAGUAGAAAUUUUCCGACAGCUUCCGGUGAAAACCCUAGUCCUUUGUACGUGUGUCUGCAAAUCCUGGAAUUUACUGAUAAAAGAUUCUGCUUUUAUUUGCGAUCUAUUGCGAAACAGGCGCAAUGAUGGUCCCUUAGCCCUUUUUUUCCGCCAUUACUUAAACUAUGAGCCAAGAGUAACACAAUCCGACACUCACUAUGUCUACCCAGAUUUUCAGAUUCGCCGGAUCCAAGAUUUUCCUCUUGCACAUGACAGACGACACUUUACAGUUACUGAUUCUAUCAAUGGCUUAGUUUGCGUUGUUGGAGAUAAUUAUUCGACGAAGGUCGUGUCGCGUCCCCAAACAUUAGUCCUGUGGAAUCCAUCUAUUCGAAAAUAUAUAAUUCUUCCAAACCCUAACCUCUUCCCCAAGAAACGCUGCUUUGUUGGAUUUGGAUACGAUUCCCGCUGCGACGACUACAAGUUAUUGAGGAUGAUCAAUCUUCCUGACCCUGCAGAUUUCAAAUCUGUUGCUGAAGUCUUCUCACUCAAUUCAGGUUCAUGGAAGAUUAUGGAUUCUUCGAGGGUACCGCAUUGUAAGAUUUCUUCUGUUCCGGGUACCCAGGCUAUUGUUAAUGGAAUUAUUCAUUGGAACGCUCUUCGUCAAGAUAAAUCGAAUGUGUUAUUGGGGUUCAAUGCGAGAGAUGAGACUUUUCAGGAAAUUGAAAUACCACAAGAUUUGGCUUCCCGGUCAAUUGAUCCAAUGUUAUUAAAUGUUUUGGUAUACAAUGACUCAACAAUUGGUAUAUUCUGUAAAGAACGGCAUAAUAAUUAUAAGCAUUGUCGUUUAUGGAUAAUGAAAGAUUACGGCGAGUCAAGUUCGUGGAUAAAGGUUUUCACUAUGGGAGAAGAAGGGAGACACCUACAUCCGGUAGGAAUCGGAGUGACAAUGCCGAUAGGAUGUGUAGGACAGGAAUUGUUCUAUAGGAAAUCAGAAUACCCAACAGGGAUUAUUGGGAUCAACUUAGUAAACGGGGAAGUUAGGUACCAUGAUUUUCUAUUAGGAGAACGUUUUACUUUUAUUACUACUUAUGUGGAAAGCUUAGUCUUGCUCAAUAGAUGACCUGAUCUUCAAAUUACUAUUCUUACAAUGUUUUUAUCAGAGCAAUCAAUGGUUUUGGCAUCAGAUUAAAUCCGGUAUGUCACCGGAUCUUCAUCUUGUAUGCUUUAAUGU
Molecule: messenger RNA, 1299 nt
Organism: Mercurialis annua (annual mercury)
Lineage: Eukaryota; Viridiplantae; Streptophyta; Magnoliopsida; Malpighiales; Euphorbiaceae
Product: putative F-box protein At3g16210
Exons: 1
Coding region: 28-1188 (386 amino acids)
Molecular function (GO): protein binding
Source: RefSeq, a predicted model, not a curated record